Mus caroli (Ryukyu mouse) is the source of this 1129-nucleotide messenger RNA. The record is from RefSeq and is a predicted model, not a curated record. Lineage: Eukaryota; Metazoa; Chordata; Mammalia; Rodentia; Muridae.
GCCACCUGAGUGAGCACUGGCCUGGCCUGCUGCCGCCUGUGCCAUGGCUCCUGGGAGUGUCUCUAGUGUUUCUUCCUCUUCCUCCUCUUUUCCCUCCAGGAACACAUCCCCUUCUGGAUCAUGUGGGCUCCCUGGGGCUGACAAGCCAGGUCCAAGUUGCCGCAGAAUCCAAGCAGGCCAACGGAACCCAACAAUGCUACGCAUGGUGUUAGAGGCUUUAAAGGCCAGGGAGGCACGCCAGGGCACAUCAGUUGUAGCCAUCAAGGUCUAUAUCCAACACAAGUACCCGACAGUGGACACCAGCCGUUUCAAGUACCUGUUGAAACAAGCUCUGGAAACUGGCGUUCGUCGAGGCCUCCUCACCAGGCCUGCUCACUCCAAGGCCAAGGGUGCCACUGGCAGCUUCAAACUAGUUCCAAAGCCCAAGACAAAGAAAGCCUGUGCCCCAGAAGCCAGCAGGGGAGCUGCAGGUGCCAAGGAGACAGGCUCCAAGAAAUCUGGAUUGCUGAAGAAAGACCAAGUUGGCAAAGCCACAAUGGAGAAAGGGCAAAAAAGGAGGGCUUACCCUUGCAAGGCAGCCACACUGGAGAUGGCACCUAAGAAAGCCAAGGCGAAACCAAAAGAGGUCAGAAAGGCUCCCCUAAAACAAGACAAAGCAGCAGGGGCCCCUCUGACUGCCAAUGGAGGCCAGAAGGUCAAACACAGUGGGAGCAGGCAAGAAGCAGAUGCCCAUGGGAAAGCCAAAGAUGAGAAAUCGAAGCCCUUGGCCAGCAAGGUAGGUCCAGAAUAGUGUUGCUUCCCUUGCCAAAAGGAAGAUGGCAGACAUGGCCCACACUGCAGCAGUUGUUCAGGGGGCUGAGACAGUACAGGAGACCAAAGUGCCCACUCCUUCCCAGGACAUAGGACACAAAGUACAACCCAUACCUAGGGUCAGGAAGGCAAAGACCCCUGAGAACACUCAGGCCUGAGUUACCCCCCAAGACCUCCUCCAAGGCUCCCAGCAAGAAGGCCGAGGCCAGUAGCGAGGGCCAGGGUUGGGGAGACGGCGAUUCUGAGCUUUUAUUGUCUAAUAAACUGUCACAAUGUUUAAUCAUAAUUUAUCAAUAAAGACUGUAUUCACACACUGGUA